AUGGGUAGGAGGGCUGAGGGCUAUGACUUCAGCUCAGAGCACCUGGGUCUUGAUUCUUCCCCUGUGAUUUUGGGCAAUGCACUUAGCUCCUCUGAGCCUUGGUUUCCUCAUCUGAAAAGGCCAUGGAUCCAAUUCUGCCAAUCAGACCCACGCAUGGCCCUCGGGAAAUACUCCCCUUUGGAGAAAGAGAUCCUACGUCUAGGUGGGGUUCACACCAUAGCAUCAAGAAAGUUUCUGACUUAUAAGCAAGAGGAGGAACGGAAGAUGCUCAAGAAACUCCAGUUGCUGUCUUCAGACUACAAACAGGUGGUGGAAUAUAAAAAACGACAAUCCUCAGCCUGUUCCACCUGCUGGCCUGCAGAAGCAGUAUGGAAGGCCAGGGUGGUCGUGCCCCCAGAAGAGCUGAAAGUGCCACGACGAGAGCGGCAUGACAUCAGCAAGCACAAGGAGCGCAUGCAGUUCGCUCGAGCCCUGAGAAGUAACCCGCAGCUACCCUCCAUUCUAAGGGCGAGGAACUCCUCAGUUCUGUCCUCAGGGGCCCUGGGCCCAAUGACCAGAGACAACGUCUGGGAAGAUGAGGGUGAGGAUGAUGACGACAAUGACUACGAUGACGACAUGCAAGAGGAGAGAGAGAGAAAAACCUCAAAGAGACAAGAAAUAAAAAUGAAUGUAAUUUUCAAGGCAGAAAAAAACAAAAAAUGUUUAACAUACCAGCCCUCAGACCUGAAACCAUUCUUUCCCACAAAGAAAGUGGAACGGUCCAUCACCGGCUUAACGAACCGCAAUCUUUUUCCCGUGGCUGAAUUCCCGGGAGACCUACUGCUGAUGAACCAGGCCUGCCUGUCACGAGGCAUCCACCCCAGUGAGGCGACAAAGGCCAACUGCCUGGAAGGAGAGAGUGUCUGGAGAGAGUACACGGGAAAACCAGCAUCUCACCAUUAUUGA
Messenger RNA from Phyllostomus hastatus (greater spear-nosed bat), 945 nucleotides. RefSeq names its product chromosome unknown C10orf120 homolog (gene CUNH10orf120). Lineage: Eukaryota; Metazoa; Chordata; Mammalia; Chiroptera; Phyllostomidae. The record is from RefSeq and is a predicted model, not a curated record. The coding region runs from base 1 to 945 and encodes 314 amino acids. The transcript is spliced from 3 exons.